Molecule: messenger RNA, 972 nt
Organism: Radiomyces spectabilis
Lineage: Eukaryota; Fungi; Mucoromycota; Mucoromycetes; Mucorales; Radiomycetaceae
Product: serine/threonine-protein phosphatase PP1
Exons: 6
Coding region: 1-972 (323 amino acids)
Cellular component (GO): nucleus; cytoplasm
Molecular function (GO): protein serine/threonine phosphatase activity
Source: RefSeq, a predicted model, not a curated record
AUGACAGACUCUGUUAAUGUCGACGUCGACUCCAUUAUUGAGCGUUUGCUCGAAGUGAGAGGUAGUCGUCCUGGGAAACAAGUUCAGCUUGGCGAGCAUGAAAUCCGAUAUCUUUGUACAACCGCCCGCGAAAUUUUCAUGAAUCAGCCCAUUCUGUUGGAUUUGGAAGCACCCAUCAAGAUUUGUGGUGACAUCCAUGGCCAAUACUAUGAUUUGCUGAGAUUGUUCGAAUAUGGCGGUUUCCCUCCCGAAGCCAAUUAUCUUUUCAUGGGAGAUUAUGUCGAUAGAGGAAAGCAAUCUUUGGAAACAAUUUGUUUACUACUCGCAUACAAAAUCAAAUACCCGGAAAACUUUUUUAUCCUUCGCGGUAACCAUGAAUGUGCGAGCAUUAACCGUAUCUACGGUUUUUACGAUGAAUGUAAACGACGAUAUAAUAUCAAGCUGUGGAAGACCUUUACAGACUGUUUCAACUGUCUGCCCAUUGCCGCCUUGAUUGACGAAAAGAUUUUCUGUAUGCACGGUGGUCUUUCUCCCGAUUUACAAAGCAUGGAACAAAUUCGCCGAGUGAUGCGACCCACCGAUGUUCCAGACACUGGAUUGUUGUGCGAUCUGUUAUGGUCAGAUCCAGACAAGGAUAUUAAUGGAUGGAGCGAGAAUGACCGUGGUGUGUCGUUCACUUUUGGUGCCGAUAUUGUUACACGGUUUUUGCAAAAGCACGACAUGGAUCUUAUUUGCCGUGCUCAUCAAGUGGUCGAAGAUGGCUAUGAAUUCUUUGCUAAACGUCAAUUGGUGACUCUGUUUUCAGCACCUAAUUACUGUGGUGAAUUUGAUAAUGCAGGUGCCAUGAUGAGUGUCGACGAGACUCUUAUGUGCUCGUUCCAGAUUCUGAAACCGGCAGAGAAGAAAUCGAAAUACGGGUAUGCUGAGAAUGGAUCAAGAAAGAUGAAAAAUCGAACAGCAAAAUCUAUGUGA